Messenger RNA from Sebastes umbrosus (honeycomb rockfish), 4973 nucleotides. RefSeq names its product sperm antigen with calponin homology and coiled-coil domains 1 (gene specc1). Gene Ontology annotation, biological process: actin cytoskeleton organization. Gene Ontology annotation, molecular function: protein binding. Lineage: Eukaryota; Metazoa; Chordata; Actinopteri; Perciformes; Sebastidae. The record is from RefSeq and is a predicted model, not a curated record. Gene Ontology annotation, cellular component: microtubule organizing center; filamentous actin. Bases 679 to 3600 code for a protein of 973 amino acids. The transcript is spliced from 14 exons.
GAAAAGAGCCAGCAGUGAUGAUGCCUUGAUAAAGCCUGCGCUGGCAGCCUCUGGCUCCCGGAUGAAGAAGACUGUGACCACUGGAGCCAUUUCAGAUCUUGCGGAGGCCCGUCCCCGCAGCCUGUCUGUACCAGUGAGAGGGACGGUUCAUCUCACCAUUGUUCAACUGGUAUUGGUGAGAGUAAACUGGCUGGCAGCAGUGGGAGGAGGUGUGUUAAUGUGUGUGUGUGCGUGUGGCCCGGGAAGCCACUCCCCCUCUGAGCUGAUUCCAGUCAUCACAGCAAUAAUGAAGUGCACACGACGCUGCUCGCCCGCCCGCCAGCCUGCCAGUGUGACAUACUGUCACCAUUCUGGAGGACACGCACGCUCGCACACAUUCACACACAUACUCGCAGUCACUCACUGACAGGACACGCAGCCUGCCUCCUCACACAUGCACACACUCACUCACUUACAGUCCUGGGAAGGAGUGGAGAACAGAAAAGAAGACCAGUCGGAGGGAAGAAUAAGAAGAAUUUUAUGGUUUCCUCUCUAUGUGGCUGACCGGCGCUGGUUGUGGGUGCUGAACAGAGACAACAACCCCGACACUCAAACGCACACACACCUCUCCCCCGCAGCCACGGAUUCUUGGAUUAGUCCGCCCCGGUGUGGAGAGUGGGAGUCGCAGAGCGGACCAACAUGGGGAACCAGGCGGGGAGACAGGAGGAAACAGAGUCAGGUGCACAAGCAACCAAGAAGUCUGGUAUCCCAGGUCCAAGAGACAUUCCUUCUACCAUAACAAGAGACCGCACCUCUCUGAGGGACCAGCUCAGGAGCUCUACCACUAAGAAGAUGGUUUCCAGUGCCAGCACCUCCAGCCUCUCCACCCUGGCAAAGCAGACACGCAGCUCGACCAAGUCCCGUGGCGAUGCGGAGGGCCAGGAAAGGGGCCUUCUGGAGUGCCAGGUGAAAGAGCUCCUGGCUGAGUCCAAGGCCAAAGACUUGGAGAUCAGCAAUCUCAGGAUGGAUUUGCAGCGCUGCAAAGGUAAAGCCUCCGCUGCUUCGUCUUCACCCUCACCUCACUCUGUCUCAUGGGAAGAGUCUGCUGCAGAGCGAGAGCAGGAACAGGUGGCGGAGGCCCUCGUGCUGGUUGGGGAGCUGAGGGAGAAGAACGGGAAGUUUCAGAGAGAGCUGGCACAGCUUAGGGAGGAGAACCAGGGGCUGAAGGAAAAGCUGAUUUGCUUGGAGGACUCUCCUGUCUCUAGUUCAAACAAAAGCUCCCCCUCCAAGCAUUUGGUGAAUGGUCUGCCCUCAGACUCCAACUCCGCUACUCCGCAACAGGACAGUCUUCCUCCUUCUGCCAGCCCUUUCAAAACCUCUGUCUCUUCCAGUUCUGACAUCACCAAGGACUCACCAUCACCUGACUCCUCAGAGUUUGAGAAGAUCCCAUCAUGUUCAGAAUCAGUGAGCAGCGGUGUCAGUGGGGAAGCCGUUGUGGUGGGGGCAGUGACCAACGCAGGAGGGAAGGAUUUGUCGGUGCAGAGUUUGACAGAACAGAUUCACAAGAUGGAGGAGAGUCACCACAGCACGGCCGAAGAGCUGCAGGCAACUCUGCAGGAGCUGGCUGACCAGCAACAAGUGGUGCAGGAGCUGACGGCUGAGAACGAGCGCCUGGCUGAGGAGAAGCGCCUCCUGCAGACCUCACUUCAACAGCAGAGAGAGCGCCUGGAGGUGGUGGCCCAGAAGAAUGAGACGCUCGCUGGCCGACUUCAGGAGCAAGCCCAAGCACAGGCCCAGAGGGAGGAGGAGCUGGGCAGCCAAGGGCCUCGGCUGGCCGAGCUGGAGCAGAGGUAUGCCGAGGUGGUCGAGAGCUCGCGCUUUGAACGGGAGAAGCUGGUGGACAUCCAGCAGCAGCUGACAGGCAGCCUGCGGGCUCUCGAGGAGGAGCAUCAGGAGGCCCAGGGCCAGGUGCGUUGCCUUAGAGAGGAGAUGGACAGGCUGCAGGCCCAGCUGGACAGAGAGCUGGAGUCCGGAGGUCAGGCAGCGCAGGCUGCAGAGGAGCAGAGGGCGACGGCAGACUGUCUCAGGCUGGAAAACAGUAGGCUGAAAGCGCAGGUGGACAUUGAGAGGCAAAAGGUGGGUGAGCUGAAGGCCAUGCAGAGUGCCAGUGACAGCACUGAGGUGCAGGACUUGCUGAAAACAGCCCACGCUGAGAGAGACAGGCUGGAGGUGGAGCUGACAGAGCUGAGGCAGGAACUGCUACAGACCCAGGCCGAGACUGAGCAUGUGCAAUCCACAAUGUCCAAGGUGGAGGCCAAGUGCCAGCAGGUUCAGGAGCGGGCCGAGAGGAGGGAGCAGGAGCUCAGCAGCCGGGUGACUUGCCUGGAGGACGGCGGGUUCAUUGCUGAAAACCAGGUGAAGGAGCUGAAGGAGACCAUCUUUGAACUGGAGGACCAGGUGGAGCAGCAGAGGGCCGUCAACUGCCAUACCAACCAAGCCGUCCUGGACAUGGAGAAUCUCGUCAAAAAGCUGGAGGAGCAGAAAGCUGACGCAGACCGACAACUGAAAGUCUUGAGUAGACAGAUGAAGGAUGAAAAAGAGGAGUGGCGUCGGUUCCAGGCGGACCUCCAGACGGCGGUGGUUGUGGCCAAUGACAUCAAGGUGGAGGCUCAGCAGGAGCUGCGUACACUCAGGAGGCAGCUGCAGGAGGAGCAGGACCGCAGUGCAAAGCUUUCCACAGACCUUGAAGCCCUGCAGGGUGUCAGGUCCCAAGGUGACGAGGUGAGGGCGUCCGACUCCGAUAUCAACAGUCACUGGUGCGGCAUCUCCAUGAUCCCGACCACACCCAUCGACGCCAGCGCAGAGGCCGACUUGGAGCCCGGAGCUACUGUCAAAUCCCUCAUUAAGUCCUUUGAUACUGUUGGACAGAAUGGACCAGGCCACACAGUACAAAUUCAUUCUUCCCCAAGAAGCCUGCUGAGUGGGAUUCCUGUACGCACCGCACCUGCUGCUGCUGUCUCCCCUAUCCAGAGACACACGUAUAUAAAACCACUAUCAAAGACGUUGGAAAAAAGAAUCAACCACGGAGAAUUCUCUCAUCAUCACGAUAAGUUGUCGGGCUACGGGGACGACCUGAAACCUAGCAGCCUAAUGAGGAAGAGCCCUUCUCUAGAGUCUGUAAUCAAACCUCCCGCCUCUUUCAGCAGCCGCACAGGAUCCUUCAGCUACAACCGAGGCAACAGCAAGCUCAGUGUGGAAAGAAAGGACCCCUUGGCUGCUCUGGCGCGGGAGUAUGGAGGAUCUAAGAGAAACGCUCUACUGAAGUGGUGCCAGAAGAAAACAGAAGGCUAUCCGAAUAUUGAUGUGACCAACUUCAGCAGCAGCUGGAGUGACGGCUUGGCUUUCUGCGCCCUCUUGCACACAUAUCUGCCCGCCCACAUCCCUUACCAGGAACUCAUCAGUCAAGAUAAGGACCGGAAUCUGGCCCUAGCUUUCCAGGCUGCUGAGAGCAUUGGGAUCAAACCUUCUCUGGACAUGGAGGAGCUGAUGAAGACGGACAGGCCGGACUGGCAGAGCGUCAUGCAGUACGUCUCUCAGAUCUACAAAUACUUUGAGACCUGACUGACGGCGAAAAGAGGAGCCGGAGACCAAUGAAUCGGAGGCACUGGAGCACUUUUCUGUCACCGUCUGUCAGCACUACAUUCACCUUCCAGACAGACAGAACGCUGCCACCUGAACGCUUCUCCUGCUCACUGUUUCACACCAGAGACACGACUGAGGAAUUCUCUGUUCUUGAGAAAUUGAAAACAGUCACGGAGCUGCUGUAUUAUCAUUUCUUAACGGGACGCUACAGUGAGCGCCGAGGCCCAAAUUUACAAAGACUGCAGUGAGGAAACGCAUUACCUUGUUCAUAUUUACAAGCUUAAUGAGCAUCUGAUCCACAGACAAAUGAAAGCAGACAAACAGAUUAUGGUGCGGUUGAGGCAGUUGACAGCACAACUGAGAGGAUUAAGAAGAGAUUUAUUUUUAAUUCCUUUAUAUUGACUUUGAAAGAAUUUACAAAAAUACAUAAGAACUUUUGUCACAAACUGGCUGUCAAUAGAAAAGAUUUUUUUUUUUCAUUAUGUGCUAAUUAUCGGUGUUUGUGAAUCAAAUGCUCUGGUUCUGAUUGUUUUCAACAUGUGCCAAAUCUUCUGCCAAGACACAACUUAAACAAGACUAUCUAUGCAUGGUGAAAGUGUAAUAACCUUCUGUCUGAGUGCGCAGUGUGACGUCUCCUUGCACUACAACAUGCAGUCAUGACUGAACCCGUGUGAAACCAAACUUUCGGUAAAUUUAGUUCCGUUUGCUGAAAUGUUGCUUCAAAGAUUCGAUCAUUUCUCAUACCGAGUGCUUAUAGUGAACCAGCUGGAGUUGUACUUUGCAGAGCAGAGAGUAUUUUGAACUGACAGGUUUGAGUUGAAGCAAAAGCCUUUAUAUUUUCCACUUUUAAUGUGUGCAUCCUUGAGAAUAGAAAUGAAAUGAACCCUAGCUGCCAUUUGUGGUGUGACACUAAAAAAAAUGAUUAAGAGAGUUGCUGAAUAGUUUUGUAGAAAUAUUUUUAUGAAAACAGAUUGAUCUCUAUGUUUGCAUUGUUUACAGCAUUAAGGAUUGGCUGAAUGGAACCGUCGUAGCGUGCCCUCCUGUGUCGUUUCUUCACGUUUUCCAUCAAGACUCUCUCAACAACUAUGGUACUGCAGCUGCUUUGCAAAAUAUACAUAUUUGGCAUGCCAAGUUAAAUUAUAAAGGAGAAGAUGACUUUUACAUGGAAGAGUUGAGGCACAUGCAGAUGCCCUUAAUGUUUUGGAAGAUAAAAGUGUUAUUUAUUUAUUUACAAAAUUUGCAUCCAGAAAAGGGAGAAUAUGGACAGAAGUGUGUGCAGUUUUCUAUUUACGGAUGUCAGAUUUGGAGGGAUGGAUAUUGCUCAAUAAAGUAUUGUCAAGUUUUAUAUGCAA